Messenger RNA from Aspergillus wentii DTO 134E9, 963 nucleotides. It is a transcript of the gene scw4, whose product is annotated as putative cell wall glucanase (Scw4). The annotation marks the transcript as partial. Gene Ontology annotation, biological process: cell wall organization. The record is from RefSeq and is a predicted model, not a curated record. NCBI's taxonomy places the organism in Eukaryota, Fungi, Ascomycota, Eurotiomycetes, Eurotiales, Aspergillaceae. Gene Ontology annotation, molecular function: 1,3-beta-glucanosyltransferase activity; glucan endo-1,3-beta-D-glucosidase activity. Gene Ontology annotation, cellular component: cell surface; fungal-type cell wall; extracellular region. The transcript has 2 exons.
GAAGUCGUCGUCUGGGUGGACGAGGCAGGGCAGACAAUCGGCAUUGAAAACCACGCCCCAACUGCUACCAUACCACCGGCUCAAGCUACAGACCUACCACCUAUCUUGAUAGUCCCUGAUCCAGACUCCUUACUCGUUCCCGAAAUUCCCACUGAGGAUGACCCCCCAGAACCGGAGAAUGUAACACCAAACAGAAAGUUUGGCAUUUCGUACUCGCCAUACAAUGAUGACCGGACCUGCAAGUCACAGGAACGAGUUGACAAAGACAUGGAAGCCGUGUCUGAGCAUGAGUAUGUCAGGAUCUACGGCAUAGACUGCAAUCAGACGGAGACCGUCCUGGCAGCAGCAAAAAAGCAAAACAUGCAAGUCUUUGCAGGUAUUUUCAACCUGGAAGGCUUUCCUGAUAGUCUGGAAACUAUUAUGGACGCCGCAGCCGGGGACUGGUCACCCUUUCACACCAUUGCAAUCGGCAAUGAACUCGUCAAUGGGAAACAUAACUCUGCGGAAGAAGUGGUUCAAGCCGUCCACACCGCACGUGGCAGAUUACGAGAUGCAGGCUACGAAGGACCCGUGGUGACGGUGGACACCUUCUCGGUGAUGCUGAAGCAUCCAGAGCUGUGCCAUGCAUCGGAUUACUGUGCGGCCAAUUGCCAUGCUUUCUUCGAUGCUAACCAGACCCCGGAGAAGGCGGGUGCCUACGCGCGGAAACAAGCGAAGCAAGUCUCUGAUGCGGCUGGGGGGAAGAAGACGCUCAUCACUGAAUCAGGCUGGCCUCAUGGCGGUCAACCCAACGGAGCAGCUAUUCCAUCCAAGGAGAACCAGCAAAAGGCCAUCUCCAGCUUACGGGAAACUUUUGGUGACAAUGGAGAUCUUGUCCUUUUUACCGCCUUUGACGAUGGAUGGAAAGAGGAUAACCAAUGGACGUUUGGUGCGGAGAAGUUCUGGGGAAUCCAAAACCCUUGA